Molecule: messenger RNA, 387 nt
Organism: Contarinia nasturtii (swede midge)
Lineage: Eukaryota; Metazoa; Arthropoda; Insecta; Diptera; Cecidomyiidae
Gene: RpL39
Product: 60S ribosomal protein L39
Exons: 3
Coding region: 50-205 (51 amino acids)
Biological process (GO): translation
Cellular component (GO): ribosome; cytosolic large ribosomal subunit
Molecular function (GO): structural constituent of ribosome
Source: RefSeq, a predicted model, not a curated record
ACGCUGACUGUCAAACUUAUAUUUCUUCUACUCGUGGUUCCCAGAGAAAAUGGCAGCCCACAAAUCUUUUCGCAUUAAGCGUGUUUUAGCUAAAAAGCUCAAGCAAAAUUGCUCGAUUCCACAAUGGAUUCGUAUGCGAACUGGAAACAAGAUCAGAUACAACGCUAAGAGACGUCACUGGCGUCGUACAAAGUUGAAGUUGUAAAUGCACAUCCAAACACCAUGCAGCCAACAAUCGUUGGAUUUAUCGAAGCCUCGAUAUAUGUUUAUGCUGUCUCUGAUUUUAUUUACUUUGUAUAAGACCGAAUAUCGGUACUACACAAUGCUUUGAAUAAAACAAACAACAUUUUGGAAUGAAACAACUUCAUUUAACAAUAAAAAAAACAA